Molecule: messenger RNA, 2409 nt
Organism: Marmota flaviventris (yellow-bellied marmot)
Lineage: Eukaryota; Metazoa; Chordata; Mammalia; Rodentia; Sciuridae
Source: RefSeq, a predicted model, not a curated record
AUGUCUUCCAACAAUGACCUGGUUUUAACCCACAUGUCCCAAAGAAACUCUGAUGACCAACCUGGGACGACCACAAGUGACCAGAAAGGGCCUGUGUUAAAUUUUCACAACAUCUGUUAUUAUGUAAAAGAGAAGAGAGGCUUUCUGUUUAAUCAGAAAACAACUGAGAAACAGAAACUAUCAGAUCUCAAUGGAGUCAUGAAACCUGGCCUUAAUGCCAUCAUGGGACCCUCAAGUGGAAGCAAAUCUUUGUUGCUAGAUGUCUUAGCUGCAAGGAAAGAUCCAAGGGGUUUAUCUGGAGAUGUCUGGGUACAUGGAGUACCUGAGGAGGAAUUCCAAUGUAACUCAGGAUAUGUGUUACAGGAUGACGUCAUGUUGGCCACCUUGACAGUGGUAGAAAACUUGUGGUUCUCAGCUUCUCUUCAGCUUCCAACAACUAUGACUAUCCUGCAUAAAAAAAUAAGGAUCUACAAGGUCAUUACAGAGUUAAAUCUGAGUGAAGUGGCAUAUUCCAAGGUGUAAUCUAAAGAAUUAAGAAAAGUGACUAGUAUAGGAAUGGAGCUGGUCCUUGAUCCUUCUAUCUUGUUCCUGGAUGAGCCCACAACUGGUUUAGACUGGAACACAGCAUAUAAGGUCAUUAAACUCCUGAAAAGCAUUUCUGAGCAGGAAAGAACAAUCAUCUUCUCCAUUCAUCAGCCUGGGUACUCUAUCUUCAACAUAUUUGACAGUCUCACCUUAUUGGCCUCAGGAAAACUAAUGUACCACGGUCCUGCACAGGAGGCUUUGGAGUACUUCAAAUCAGCAGGUUACAAAAGUGAGUGCUAUAUCAUCCCUGAAGAAUUCUUCCUGGAUAUCAUUACUGGUAUAAUAAAGAGAGAGUCAGAAGACCAUGAAGCUAACAACACUGAAAUGCCUUUAGAGAAUGAAGAGUCAGUCAUAGAAUCAUUAGCUGAGUUUUAUACAAAAUCCCCCAUCUGUGGAGAAACAAAAUCUGAACUAGAACGACUCUCAAAGGAUCUGAACAAGAGGCGCUUAUUCAGAGAGGAGAUCACCUAUGUUACCUCUUUUGGUCAUCAGCUCAUACACAUCACCCGGCGUUCAUUCCAAAACUUGGUGGGUCAUCCCCGGCCCUGGAUAGUUCAGAUUUGCUACCACCUUUUUGUCAGUUUGGACAUUGUAAAGUGGCCUGUGUAUGUGGCUUAUCACAUCCAUCUUGAUGUGGUUCAAGCUUCCAGACUGGAAAGAGAAGCAGGGGUGCUCUUCUUCCUGAUGGUCUACCAGUGUCUCAGCAGCGUGUCAGUGAUGGAAUUCUUUGUGAACCAGAAUCAGCUCUUUCUACACGAGCACAUCAGUGGAUACUACAAGGUGUCGUCUUAUUUCUUUGGAAAUAUAUUAUUUGAUUUACUAUCCAGGAGGUUCUUGCCAAGUUUUAUAUUUACUUGUAUACUUUACCUCAUGAUGGGAUUAAAACCAGAAGUGGAGGCUUUCUUCAUCAUGUCCUUUACCCUCAUGAUGGUGGCUUUUUCAUCCAUUUCCUUGGCACUGGCCAUAGGUGCAGGUAAUAGUGACACAACUACAGCAACACGUAUUGCAGACAUCUAUUUUAUAUUUAUGAUGAUUUUUUUGGGUCUGUCAUUAUAUUUUGAAAACAUGACUCCUCAGCUCUCAUGGAUUCAUUACUUCAGCAUUCCUUAUUAUGGCCUAACGGCUUUGCUGCAUAAUGAGUUUUUGGGACAAUACUUCUGUUCAGCACUCAGUACAACACCUGGCCGUAUAUGUUCCAACUAUGUAAUGUGUUCUGGUGAUGAAUUCUUGAUGAUACAGGACAUCGAUCUCUCACCCUGGGGGUUGUGGAAGAAUCACGUGGCUUUGGCUUCUCUGAUGAUUAUUUUUCUCACAAUUGCAUACCUAAAAUUUUUAUUUCUUAAAACACCAAUUUUAAGUUCUGCUUCAAUUUUCUAUGAAUUAGAUCCACAUUUAAAAAGGACCUUGAUUUAAGUAUCUAAUGAGAAUAUCUUGUUAUGUUCUGUUCAUUUCCAUUACACUAUAGAUCAGCAACAAUUAUUUUUAAUACAAAAAUACAGGACAACAAAUUGAAUUAAACAUCAAAUAACCCAAGCCAAAACCUAAUGAUAUUACAUGUUUCAUUUUAAUUUAUCUCAUCAGACAGCAAGCAUUAGGAAGAAAUGCUGGCUAAUUUAUUAACCUAAGGGGGAAAAAAGGAGGAUUUAACUCUAGAAUUUCUUGACAAGUUGCUAAUAUUUCUGGUAUCAGUUUCCUCAUGUUCAAAAUGAGUAGGCAGAUUAGUAGCCCUCCAGUUGUAAUAGUCUAUAUAUCUUUGAUCUGCCGUUCUUCAAUAAAUAACAAAUGUGUUAAUGUUGUUUUGGAAGUAAAAAACUUCAAAUACUU